This is a messenger RNA of Sesamum indicum (sesame), 883 nucleotides long. RefSeq names its product RNApolymerase 14 kDa subunit (gene RPC14). Gene Ontology annotation, molecular function: protein dimerization activity; DNA binding. Gene Ontology annotation, biological process: transcription by RNA polymerase III; transcription elongation by RNA polymerase I. The record is from RefSeq and is a predicted model, not a curated record. Gene Ontology annotation, cellular component: RNA polymerase I complex; RNA polymerase III complex. Lineage: Eukaryota; Viridiplantae; Streptophyta; Magnoliopsida; Lamiales; Pedaliaceae.
UUAGAAAGUAGGGUUUAUGACCCUAAUUUUGAUUUCAAUUUCUCCGGUCUCUCUCCGGCCGCGUUCUCUUUGAUUCAUCAGCAACUGAGCCGCUGACCGCUACACGCCAGCCUCGCCACUGAAAGCGCAUACUUUCCUUUCCGGUCCCGUUGGAUUGUCAUGGAGCACGGGUCAUUCCAGGAUCAAUCACAGGCAACAUUUUCCUUUACAGAUGAAGAUCAUACGCUGGCAAAUUCACUAAGAUAUACUCUUAAUCAAGACCCCAGGGUAACAUUUUGCGGUUACAGCAUACCACAUCCAGCUGAUGCACGGGUGAACAUAAGAGUGCAGACAACUGGUGACCCUGCACGCGAGGUAUUGAAAGAUUCAUGCCAGGAUCUAAUGCUUAUUUGCCAGCAUGUUAGAAGCACCUUUGAUCAGGCUGUUAUGGAAUUCAAGAGCAAGAAAGGCCUAGAAUCAAUGAAUAUCAGACCAUAAGAUCUGAUCAUAUCAUAUUUCCCUGUAGAAAAACUUUUACUUGUCAGUCUAUCCACCCCUUAUACUCCGCUCAUGCUUACAGGUUGGCCAACAUGAGUGGGACUGUCAACGUUUUAUGCAUUUCUCAUUGUUGUUUCUUUCCAGUUGCUACUUGUUUGUUUGUGUCACCAGCUCUCAAUUUGGCUGGAAAGAGCAAGCCAAGGAGAUGAUCAAAGUCGGCCAUCAAUCCAGGGAGUAUGCUCAACCCUAGAUUGUGAUCCAAAAGAUUUAGAUACCUGGAGAGGAACACUUGGCAUUUUCCAAGUUUUAGAGGACUAUUUACUAGGCCAAAAUGGAAGAUAUAUUAUGGAACUCCCAUAUUGGGUUUGCUUCUCAAGAAAUGAAAUUAUGUUGCAAGUUUGAUUAA